GAGGGGCAGUGGACUGCACACGAGCCUCCUCUGAUCCGAAGGAGAAAAAGUAACACUUCAGCCACUCUCCCCUAAUCCCUAUCCGGCCGCUUAACCAACCCCGCACGGAUCGCGGAGCUGGUUGCCUCCCACUUCUCCGGCGGCCGCCGCGUUGCAGAGACGUUUCGGUAUGAGGAAGGGCGCGGAGCUCUUGGUCCUGCUGGUCGCGUCGUCCCUCUGCCUGUCCGCUGCGAUUGCCGCGCAGGAAACCUGCCCGGCCGACAUCGACGCCAAGUGCGGCGAUGCCGCUUCUGAUGACUGGGAGGGCGAGUUCUUCCCCGGCAUUACCAAGAUCAGAUAUGAGGGUCCUACCAGCAAGAAGCCGCUUUCUUACAAGUGGUAUAACGCGGAGGAAGUGAUCCUUGGAAAGAAAAUGAAAGAUUGGUUGCGGUUCAGCGUGGCGUUCUGGCAUACAUUCCGGGGUACUGGAGGAGACCCUUUUGGUGCAGCCACAAAGAACUGGCCUUGGGAGGAUGGCACCAAUUCCUUGGCCAUGGCUAAGAGAAGAAUGAAAGCUCACUUCGAGUUCAUGGAGAAGCUUGGAGUUGAGAGGUGGUGCUUCCAUGACAGGGACAUCGCCCCUGAUGGCAAGACACUCGCGGAAACAAAUGCUAACUUGGAUGAGAUAGUUCAGCUGGCAAAGCAACUCCAGAGUGAGACCAAUAUAAAGCCAUUGUGGGGGACUGCACAGCUUUUCAUGCAUCCACGUUACAUGCACGGAGCUGCUACUAGCCCAGAGGUCAAGGUGUAUGCUUAUGCUGCUGCUCAAGUGAAGAAAGCUUUGGAGGUUACUCACUACCUAGGCGGUGAGAACUAUGUAUUCUGGGGUGGAAGAGAGGGUUACCAAACUCUUCUCAAUACAGAUAUGAAGAGAGAACUUGAACAUUUGGCUAACUUUCUUCAGGCUGCUGUUAACCACAAGAAGAAGAUUGGCUUUAAUGGAACAUUGUUGAUAGAGCCUAAACCACAAGAACCAACAAAGCAUCAGUAUGACUGGGAUGUUGCAACUACAUUCUCUUUCCUACAGAAGUUUGGUCUUACAGGAGAAUUCAAGAUAAAUGUCGAGUGCAACCAUGCUACUCUCUCUGGGCAUAGCUGCCAUCAUGAGCUUGAGACUGCACGCAUUAAUGAUAUUCUUGGAAACAUUGAUGCAAACACUGGUGAUCCACAAGUUGGUUGGGACACGGAUGAGUUCCUUACAGACAUUUCAGAAGCUACCUUGAUUAUGUCAAGUGUAGUUAAGAACGAUGGACUUGCACCUGGUGGCUUCAACUUCGACGCCAAAUUGCGGAGGGAGAGUACUGAUGUUGAGGACCUGUUUAUUGCCCAUAUCUCUGGGAUGGACACCAUGGCCCGUGGCCUCCGCAAUGUUGCCAAGCUGAUUGAGGAUGGUUCCCUGGACGAGCUUGUCCGCAAGCGCUACCAGAGCUUUGACACUGAGAUUGGCGCCAUGAUCGAGGCUGGGAAGGGAGACUUUGAAACGCUAGAAAAGAAGGUCUUGGAGUGGGGUGAGCCAACCGUUCCAUCCGGCAAACAGGAACUGGCUGAGAUGCUGUUCCAAUCCGCUCUGUAGAUGACAGCCCACGGUUCUAGGAAUAAAAGCAAGACCACGCCUUCGAACGCCCAGUCGUCCUCGUCACUAUGGGUGAUGUUCUAUAGUUAGGCCUCCAUGCAAUGAACCCUGUAAACAAACUGCAUGGAGCUGAAAAUAAUGUAACCUUAUAUCAGAAUUAAACUUGUUCGCCAACAUGGAGUUGGGCUGAACUAUGUUCCAAUUUUCUCCCUGUGUUUCACCCAGAUGCUCAUUGGUCUUAA
This is a messenger RNA of Triticum dicoccoides, 1854 nucleotides long. Its product is annotated as xylose isomerase. Bases 170 to 1612 code for a protein of 480 amino acids. The record is from RefSeq and is a predicted model, not a curated record. The transcript is spliced from 21 exons. Gene Ontology annotation, biological process: carbohydrate metabolic process. NCBI's taxonomy places the organism in Eukaryota, Viridiplantae, Streptophyta, Magnoliopsida, Poales, Poaceae. Gene Ontology annotation, molecular function: xylose isomerase activity.